Messenger RNA from Phytomonas sp. Hart1, 1971 nucleotides. NCBI's taxonomy places the organism in Eukaryota, Euglenozoa, Kinetoplastea, Trypanosomatida, Trypanosomatidae. The record is from the annotation of a GenBank genome assembly.
AUGCCGGAGAAUCUCGGGAGCCUCGCGAAGACGAACUGCCUGCGGAGUAACCUCUUUAAGGACGACACCAGCAAUGCCCACACGCGGGUGCUGGCCUAUCGGAAGCUGCACAAUGAGGUGCUGGGGAUCCUCGGCAAGGUGACCGAGCUGAAUUUGGAUGUCAUGCAGAAGGAGCUGACGGAUCUGCCGAUUCGCCAAUCCACCGAGGCUGAGAUCCGGGAGGUGAUCAACAUUUUCUUUGGCAAGUGCACGCGCCCCGAGGAUACCAGGUUCACACCACUCUAUGUUGAUCUCAUCUCGCACCUCAUCUCGACCAUCGGCGACCAGGAGCCAGCAGGCCGCAUGAUCCGUAAAGAGGUCAUGAACCAAUGUCGGGAUACCUUCAUCAACGCUGCAAAAAAGUCGAAGCAGCUCGAGGAGCGCAUAGCGAAGCUCUCCGAGGAGGAGGCUGAUCUUGAGCGCAUGCAGUUCGCCGCCAAACUUAAGGCCAACAUUUAUUUCCUAGGGCUCAUGUUCCGAAGCCGGCUCACGAACGAAACAGUAGUGCGCGCAGUCCUCGACAAUCUCCUCUACGGUGACGGCCGUCGGCGCCGCAUCGUACCGGACUACUGCCUAAUCCUUUUCAUGGAGCUCCUUCAGACCUGCGGCCCGCACAUGGACAUCAACUUCUACAAGGACCCCCUCCCUCGUUAUGUCGCCGUUCUGGAAGACUUUAGCCGAACCUACCCAAAGAAGCGCAUUCAGUUCCUGCUUUUGAACUUUUUAGAGACCAUCAACAAUAACUGGAUUCCUUUGCACGGUCCUGAAGCGCACCGGGAUAUGGGCAACGUGGCGAGUCCGUCUUCCCCGAUGAACAACAGCCUGCCGAACGGGUCGCCGUCUGGGAACGUGAUGGCUCAAUACAUAAAGCCUGUCAUGCCCAUUCCGCUUCCGAGCAUCAUUAUAGAACAAAAGAACCGUAUUCCGGAUCGUGGGGAGUUUUGGAAGGUGAUGGAUGACUUCUUUUCCACUAGCGACGUCGAGGAAAUCAUCUCGGUGCUCAACCUCAUCCCGAAUGAUGUGCUGCUUAUCUAUUGCAGCAAGUGGCUAGGUCGCUAUAUCACCACCUACAAGUACACACAGGAGCGGAGUAGGCUUGGGGAGUUAUUUGAGCAGUUGGUAAAUCGAAAUGCCAUCCCGGCGAAGCUACCUCGUGAGGCGCUUCUAGAUCAUGUGAAGCAGGCAAUCAACGAGAACCUUUUUGUAGACCAGCCGAAGUACUUCUCCCACUGGGCAGCGGUGAUCAAGAAUGGCCGGUCCGUCUUCCCGCUUUCCCUGCACACCACCCUGUUGGAUAUGCUGGUUGAUAACCAUAUGGGGCAAGAGGUGAUUGUGAAGAUGGUUCGUGAUGUGCAUAAGGCGAUUGAGGAUAAUAAUAAUAAAACGACAGAGCAAAAAGAAUAUCAACUACAGGAUCGUUUUCGUGUUCUACAGGCGCUAUUGCGCUACUCCCCGCCGUUGUUGUCGAGGGAUGAGACCGAUGCGGAGGAGGAGGAUAUCUUGAAUAGUGUGAACGAUCUGGAUAUGGAGAUGGGGUUCUUCCGGUUGUUGGGGGAGAGCUACGAGGCAAGCAAAUCCUCCACGGCGCUUUUUGGCGCUGUCGAUACCUUACGAGGUUCUCUUCUUCCGGCUUACCCGUUCAUUUCGGCUCUUUUCACUUUUGUUCGCUUCGAUAUCGAUCAUCUCUGCACCUACUUCAAAGAUGUGAUCCGGAGGAUUUUUGGAGUACGAACGAUAGUUAGCUUAUUUGAGGAAGUCUACGUCCAGUGGGCGCAUCUGGACUGCUCUGAGGUGUAUUACUUUAGCUUUGUGAAAAAAAUUCUCACGCUCCUUAAUACCAAUAAAACCGAGUUAGACAAACUGCGUGAUCGUCUUCGAAAUGAAUAUCACGCGGAGACAUUUGUAGCUCAUAUGGAUAAGUAUCUUAAGUAA